AUGAAAUUUGUUAUUCAGAGAGUGUCCAAGGCUUCUGUCUACUUGGUUUCGGAUUCAGGGAAAGAAUUAGUAAGUUUGCAUGUUAUACAUCAAGAUGAUCAUUAUAAAAAUAUAUUUCAAAUAGACAGGUUUCAGAAAUAGGAAGAGGAAUAUGCGUUCUUGUCGGUAUUUGUGAAGGAGAUUCGGAUUCUGACAUUGAGUAUGGAGUUAGGAAGUUGAUGAACUUGAGGUUGUUUGAUAAUCCAGAAACAAACAAACGAUGGGAUAAAAGUGUCAAAGACCUGGAUCUGGAGAUAUUGUGCAUUAGCCAGGUAUUUCUUUGGUUUCUGAUGUUUAUUGUUUUAGUUUACGUUACAUGCGCUGCUAAAAGGCAACAAAUUGGACUUUCACAGGUCCAUGCAUACUACAGAAGCUCCUGGAUUUUAUGAAAAGUUUCUGAAUCAAUUGAAAAGUGGAUACAAAGCUGAUAAGGUGAAGGUAAGAGGGAUAUGCUUGGUUAGAGUUUAAUUGACUGCUGUUUUUAUUAAAUUUUAAGUAGUUGUAGAUGGUGUAAAUUACAAUUAAAAGCUUUAAACAUAUAUUAUGAAAAAUACUUUUAGGAUGGAAAGUUCGGAGCACAUAUGAGUGUUUGUAUCGAAAAUGAUGGACCUGUUACAAUAAACUUGGAUUCAAAGGAGAAGUAA
This is a messenger RNA of Bursaphelenchus okinawaensis, 683 nucleotides long. Lineage: Eukaryota; Metazoa; Nematoda; Chromadorea; Rhabditida; Aphelenchoididae. The record is from the annotation of a GenBank genome assembly.